Molecule: messenger RNA, 2087 nt
Organism: Bombina bombina (fire-bellied toad)
Lineage: Eukaryota; Metazoa; Chordata; Amphibia; Anura; Bombinatoridae
Gene: CYBB
Product: cytochrome b-245 heavy chain
Exons: 13
Coding region: 32-1744 (570 amino acids)
Biological process (GO): defense response; superoxide anion generation
Cellular component (GO): plasma membrane; NADPH oxidase complex
Molecular function (GO): superoxide-generating NAD(P)H oxidase activity
Source: RefSeq, a predicted model, not a curated record
UGUGCAGAGUUUUGGCACUGUACAGAUCACAAUGGGCAACUGGGUUGUAAAUGAGGGUCUCUCCAUUGUAGUAAUUCUCGUGUGGCUUGCAUUGAACGCUUUCCUUUUUGUGCGCUUCUACUUUGUUUAUGACGCUGGAGAUGAUUAUAUUUAUUCCAGAAAACUCUAUGGAUCGGCGUUGGCAUGGGCACGGGCGCCCGCAGCCUGCUUGAACUUUAACUGCAUGCUCAUUCUGCUUCCAGUCUGUCGAAACUUGUUAUCUUUUCUGAGAGGUUCCAGUGCUUGCUGUGGGAGAAGCAUUAGAAGACAACUAGACAGAAACCUUACUUUUCACAAGAUGGUAGCAUGGAUGAUUGCUCUUCAUACAGCUAUCCAUACUGCAGCACAUUUGUUUAAUGUAGAGAGAUUAGUGGAUUCACGUAUAGAGGCUAAAAAUGGAACUAUCGAAGCUGUCCUGUCUGCCCUUGGUGAUCAAGAGGGUGAGAGUUAUCUGAACUUUGUUCGUGAAAAAGUACCAAAUCCCGUAGGAGGAAUUCAUGUUGCUUUUACCUUCCUGGCUGGUCUCACUGGUGUGGUGAUCACAUUGGCAUUGAUUCUAAUAAUCACAUCAUCUACCAAAACGAUUCGCAGAUCAUAUUUUGAAGUCUUCUGGUUUACACACCACCUUUUUGUUAUCUUCUUCAUUGGCCUUGUCAUCCAUGGAGCUGGACGAAUCGUGCGAAGGCAGACUAACCUAUCUGCUAAUAAUCCAGAAACAUGCGAGAAAAAUUUUACUCUGUGGAGUCUCAACGCCACUUUUUGUCCUACUCCUCAAUUUGCAGGAAAUCCUCCUAUGACAUGGAAGUGGGUGGUAGCACCUAUGGUCCUAUAUCUCUUUGAAAGGUUGCUUCGAUUUUGGCGAGCACAGCAAAAAGUUGUUAUCACAAAGGUUGUUACACAUCCCUUUAAAACCAUUGAACUACAGAUGAAACAGAAAGGAUUUAAAAUGGAAGUUGGACAGUAUAUUUUUGUAAAGUGUCCUGCAGUUUCCAAAUUAGAGUGGCAUCCUUUUACCAUGACCUCUGCCCCAGAAGAAGACUUCUUCAGUAUUCACAUUAGAAUAGUUGGAGAUUGGACAGAAGGCUUAUUCAAGGCUUGUGGCUGUGAUAAAACAGAAUCUCAGGAAGCAUGGAAAUUACCUAAGAUAGCUGUUGAUGGCCCAUUUGGAACAGCAAGUGAGGAUGUAUUCAGUUAUGAGGUUGUUAUGCUCGUGGGAGCAGGUAUCGGAGUUACUCCAUUUGCUUCUGUGCUCAAGUCAGUCUGGUAUCGAUACAUUAAUGAUGCAUCCACCCUGAGGCUGAAAAAGAUAUAUUUCUACUGGUUGUGUAGAGAGACACAGGCUUUUGAAUGGUUUGCAGAUUUGCUUCAGUCUCUAGAAACUCAAAUGCAAGAACGAGACCAGGCUCAUUUUCUGAGCUACAACAUCUACCUCACUGGCUGGGACGAAUCACAGGCCACUGCAUUUACUCUGCACCAUGAUGAAGACAAAGAUGUAAUCACUGGACUGAAGCAGAAAACCUUGUAUGGAAGACCAAACUGGGAAAAUGAGUUUAAAACUAUUGCAAGCGCACACCCAAGCUCCAGGAUUGGUGUCUUCCUUUGUGGCCCCGAAAGCCUAGCAGAAACUCUCAGUAAGGAAAGCAUUGCAAACUCCAAUGCAGAUCCCAGAGGAGUCCACUUCAUCUUCAAUAAAGAAAACUUCUAAUAUUUGAAAUUCUCAAAAUGUGUUAACAGAAACAUCUGUUUUACAUUUGCUCUGCUUUGCAUAUAUACAAUGUACAUUUUAAGCUUAUUUUUAGUUAGAUAGUUGAAUACUUUUAUUGCACUAUUUCCCUUGAGGUAUCUGUAACUAAUAAAUGUAAGUACUAGUGAUUUUUUAGUGCUUAUUGGUAGUAAAUGUAAUAGUAAAUGAAAGCAGUUGUAAUUAGUAAAGUAAGUUUUUACUCAUGCUUGUAUCUAGUAUAUGAUAUAGCCUAUUGCACUUAUAAAGAUGCCUUGAGACGUAUUAUGUUUAAAUAUCUAUUAAAUAAAUAGGAGUCCUGCCUUCA